CGGGCGGGUGCUGCUCGCUCCCCGCCUCCGCCUUCGGGGAGGGAGAGCGCGGUGCCGGGGCGAGCAGCGGGUGAUGGGGAAGAGGCGAGCGCGGCGCUGAGGUCCUGUGGGGCCGGAUGAGCCGAGGCUUGGCGCCGCGGCGGUGGCGGGGCUGGAGGAGAGGGCGAAGGAGGCUGUAGGGGCGGCCCCCGCUCCGGCUGCCCUGAGGGGAAGGAGCCCCCGACCAUGGAGAUCGAGAACAUCGUGGCCAACACGGUGCUGCUGAAAGCCCGGGAGGGCAAACGGAGUGGGCGUAGUAAAAAAUGGAAAGAGAUGCUGAAGUUGCCACCUGUUAGUCACUGUGAAGGUAUUAGAUCCUCAAUUGAAAGAGACUAUAGCCAGCUUUGUGACAAACAGCCUAUAGGAAGACUUCUCUUCAGACAGUUCUGUGAUUCCAGACCAGAUUUGAAAAGAUGCAUCGAAUUUCUGGAUGCAGUGGCAGAAUAUGAGGUAUCUUCAGAUGAAAAGCGAAUAGACUGUGGCCUCAAAGUUUUAGAGACGUACUUCACUAAUGGGUCUGCAGCACACUUGCCAGAAAUACCUCAGGAAACAGUAAAUGAAUGUAAAGCAAGACUGGAAAAGAACCCUUCUAAGGAUCUUUUUAUGGACUGUACUAGAAUUGUCCAUGAAUACCUAAGCAAAAGACCUUUUGAAGCUUACCAAGAAAGUGUGUAUUUUUCCCGUUUCUUACAGUGGAAAUGGCUGGAAAAGCAACCAGUAACCAAACACACAUUUAGGCAUUACCGAGUCCUAGGCAAAGGUGGAUUUGGAGAGGUGUGUGCCUGUCAAGUACGGGCAACAGGAAAAAUGUAUGCUUGUAAAAAGCUAGAAAAAAAGAGAAUAAAGAAGAGGAAAGGAGAAUCAAUGGCUCUAAAUGAAAAAAGAAUUCUAGAAAAAGUGAAUAGUAGGUUUGUAGUUAGUUUAUCCUAUACGUACGAAACGAAAGAUGCCCUGUGUUUAGUAUUAACCAUAAUGAAUGGAGGGGAUCUGAAGUUUCACAUAUAUAACAUGGGAAAUCCUGGCUUUGAUGAAGAAAGGGCUAUUUUCUAUGCUGCAGAACUGUGCUGUGGCCUGGAGGAUUUGCAGAGGGAGAGAAUUGUUUACAGAGACUUGAAGCCUGAGAAUAUACUUCUUGAUGACUGUGGGCAUAUCAGAAUUUCGGAUCUUGGAUUAGCUGUGCAGAUUCCAGAAGGAGAAACGGUCAGAGGUCGAGUUGGGACCGUGGGUUACAUGGCUCCAGAAGUGCUCAAAAAUGAAAAGUAUACAUUCAGUCCGGAUUGGUGGGGUCUUGGCUGCCUGAUUUAUGAAAUGAUUGAAGGACAGUCUCCAUUCAGGAAGCAUAAGGAAAGGGUCAAACGGGAUGAGAUUGACCGGAGAGUAAAGGAAGACCAGGAAACAUAUUCAGACAAGUUCUCAGAGGAGGCAAAAUCCAUCUGCAGGAUGUUACUUGCUAAAAAUCCAGGGGAGCGACUGGGUUGCACUGAAGAUGGAGCUGCUGUUGUAAAGCAACAUCCUAUUUUCAGGAACAUUAACUUCAAGAGGCUGGAAGCAAACAUGCUAGAACCUCCAUUCUUGCCAGAUCCACGUGCUGUAUAUUGUAAAGAUGUCCUGGACAUAGAGCAGUUCUCAACAGUAAAAGGAGUGAACCUGGAUACUACAGAUGAUGACUUCUAUUCCAAGUUUGUUACGGGUUGUGUCUCCAUCCCUUGGCAAAAUGAGAUGAUCGAAACGGGAUGCUUUGAAGAUAUCAAUGCGUAUGAAACCGAUGGUACUGUGUCACCAGACAGAGAGAGGUCUCCUAAACCAAAGAGAGGCUUCUUUCACAGACUCUUUAGUGGAGAGGUCUGUUUUAAAUCUGAUUGCAGUGAUGAUGAGCAGGAGUCCUCCAGACUUUAAAUCAUUUUACUCUCAUCAGAAAGGAUGAGCAAACAUUAAAUGUUUUAUAUCUCUGUAGCAAAUUGUAUUAUAUAUAUUUUUUAUCUGAGUUCAAGGAUUUUUGUACAUUUGUACUUCAUUUGUUUUAAGAUGUAUAUUUUCACUAAAGCUUAAUUGUACAAAAAGCAAUGAGUGCCAUUUGAGUGAGUGUGUUUCUGUAUGUAUUUGAUUUAUCUUGAUUAAUUUUUUCUCAGUGGAAUGAAUCUAGGAAUACUAAAAGGAUUUUAAAGCACAGAGAUAAUACCUAUGGCAUCAGUGUAACUUGACUUUGUAUGUUCCUGGUAAAACUCUUUUUGUUAAUUAGGAUCUUUAUUAGCAGUUUUCUUAACUUUAAAAUUGCUGUACUGAUGAAUUUAAUAAUUCUGGUACUAUCCAGCAGCAUGGCAGUGCUAUUACCUAAUGUAUCUCUCAAGCAACUGCUAAGAAAAAAAAAAAGGAAUUCAGUGCACUGUGGCCAGCUAUUAGGAAUUGCUCUUUACUAUCUGGCUCUGUAGAAUAUCUUUCUGUAUGUCUGUAUAAAGAGAAUUCUGAACAUUUAACUUAAUCCUAUGACAAACUGUAGUGCCCCAUUCUUCUUUUUUCUACCCAUCUUACACAUCCUCUUCAUACAGUUUCUUGGCAUGAACCUAAGCCAAAAUUUUGUAACUAUAUUUUGAAAAGUGUGUUGUCUUUACUGAAAGGAUUGCUUUAUACCUGUGGGGACACCUUUUUGUUUUUUUCUGUAAAUGAAAUUGUUUUGAACUCUCUUUAGGAUGUUAUAAUUUUGUAAUGGGUUAAAAAACAAAACAUGGGCUCUUCUUACUAACCUCCUCUCUGCUUGUUAUGUUGUAAUAUGCAAUGUUGUGGGGUUGACAGCGAUCACUGCCACUGAGGAAAGGGCGAGAUAAUUUAAAGUAGCAAAUUUAAUUAUGUAAAUAUUUUUUCUUAUAACCUUUUAAAACAGAAACAUUAAAACCUGCCUUUAAUGAUUGCUUAACACAAAUGUGGAGCUGAUAUUGAAGUUUGUUAUGGUUACUUGAUGUUCAUUAGUAAAACUGAUAAAAGCUACCUGAAAGCUAGUCAAACUUCCAUUCUUCUGGACUCACACAUGUCAGACUUUUUAUUUGGUUUCCAGUAAAACUAUUAAUCUCUCUGUGAGAGUCAAUUUAAAGAGCACGUUUCAUUAAGAGCCUUUUCUGUUUUCAAAAUUUGAGUUAGGGGCUUAAAAUAUAAUGGAAUGCUCUUGGAGUUGGAUACAUGACUUUAGUUACGUAUUUUGUUCUGUACGUAUUUGUAUUCUGAAGAUUUGUCUCCACUGAAUAUUCUUUUUUUUUUCUUUCAAAUCUCUGGGGCCCCAACCAGACCACACAUGUGUUGUACACACAGGGCAACUGAGUAGCCCCCACCUCAAAAAGGUCUCUGCUUGUGAUCCACAGACCCACUGGAAGAAAUUUAAGCUGCUUCUGAGAAACUCACAACAUACAUUUGGUUGUCAAGCCCAUCAUCAGGUUUUAAUUCACAGUAUUUGGUCUCUAAAGACAAAUGUUUUGAUGGAUUAGAAUUUGAAAAAAGUUGAAAAACCAGUGUGUUACAGAACCCUACUGGGGCUCAGCUGGUGUCUAUCUGAAAUUGCCACAGAAAUAAGGAAUGAGAGACUCUUUUCCUGUGUUGUUAGUGCAUUUUUCCUGCAGUCUACAGCAGCACACAGGACACCAAAAUGACUUGUGGAAAGUACAAAGAGAAAUUGGCAGAGGGAGAGAGAGUUGGAAUGAAUUACUGGAAGAUGGUCUGAUGUAAUAGUGAAGGGAUGGGAGGCUUGACAGAAAGAGAAAUGUCUGAAGUGAGGGUGUUGGCUGGAACCAUUAUGUGUGAGACAAUGAGCUGGCAUGGUCUGACCUGACCCUCUUAAUUUUGUACCACAGUAAUACAAGGACUCUAAAGAGAUGGGAAUGGAAAAAUGGGGAAGUAGUAAAAGUGUUUUAUAAAUACCUACCUGGUUGCAGAAGUCAUCAUUUCCCUGAUUAAGGGGAUUAGUUUUUUAAGGUCUUAGGUUUGCUGUUUUGAGGCAAAGGGGGCUGUAUUAAGACUGGACAAAUGGGGUGACAGAGUGGGUUUAAUAUCUGCAUAGAACUUGAAAUUUGGGCAAGAAUACCAUGGACACAAGCUGAGUAAAUUUUAUGAAGAAAAUACAGGAAUGGGCUUUAAUAGAUUAAAAAAAAAUAUCUGCAAGUUUAUUUAUCAUGUAUUUCAAAUAUUCUUUCCUCAUUGGAUGGAGAGGAAUCUUAACUUAAAAAAAAUCAAAUCAACUUCUCUAUUUUGGAGUGUUGAGACAACACAUUCUCCAGGGUUCUGCGAAAAAAAAA
Molecule: messenger RNA, 4316 nt
Organism: Lepidothrix coronata (blue-crowned manakin)
Lineage: Eukaryota; Metazoa; Chordata; Aves; Passeriformes; Pipridae
Gene: GRK4
Product: G protein-coupled receptor kinase 4
Exons: 16
Coding region: 226-1935 (569 amino acids)
Biological process (GO): signal transduction; protein phosphorylation; regulation of signal transduction
Cellular component (GO): cytoplasm
Molecular function (GO): ATP binding; G protein-coupled receptor kinase activity
Source: RefSeq, a predicted model, not a curated record